UGUUUACUUUCUUUCUUCUACACAUCCUACUCAGUGGAUCGGUGAACUGAACAACAGAGAAGUGACUGUACCAAGAGUUGUCAUAACUGGUUUAAUAUUAUAUGAAAGUAUUUUUCAUGAUUUGCAAGUACAGGGAAUAAGUGUCCAGGUAAAAAAAUGUCUGCAAUUGUUCAGAGAAAAUUGGAAUUUCCCAUCAGAAAGUCGACUCGUCUUAGAAGUUCUAAAGAUGCUGAUAGUCAAGAAAAUACAGUAAAACCAGAGUCCCCAAGAAAAAGAACAAAAGAAGAAAACAGCGACAAGAAUUUACAGUGUUCUCCAAGUAAACAGAAGAAAGGGCUAAGAUCAACAAGACAACAGACACCAUCAACUGACAGAAGUGCUAAGACAUCGAGCACAAGACAGAGAUCAGAAACACCAACAACUGGCAGACGUAAAGUUGAAACACCAAAUAGGAGAAGUGCCAGACAGAGAAAUGCUGAGACACCAAUCAGGGGGAAAAAUGGCUUAUCGGACUCUAGUGAAACAAAGACCAAGCUGAAGCUAAAAAAAGGAGAGACUAAUGAAAAAAUGAACACAGAUAUGUGGGAACUUAUAUCUACAUCAUCAAGUGAUGAUGAAAAUUCAAUGCCAGCUUCUUCAAAGUCAAAAGGUCAAAGAGAAGUCGUUGCUGAAAGUAAAAUCACUGAGAAGUUCCCUUUCUCACCAAAGAAAACCGUGGAACCCUUCCGAUCACCAGAAGGGAAAAGUUUACCGUCACCGAGCAUUGUACCACAACAAGUUAUCAUAUCACCUGAGUACCCACCAUCUCCUAAAAAACAUUUAUUAUCACCAAGGGGAUCUGAUCAUCCCCUAUCACCAAGAAAAGACCUAUCGUUAGACCAUUUCUAUUCUCCGAGGAGAAAUCUCUUGUCUCCUAAAAAGUCAGAUUUAUUACUUUCUCCUCGGAAAGUAAUGUCUCCAUCUAGAAACGAGAAUCAGUUCUCAUCACGUAAUUUAAUGAUGUCACCUGGAACGAUGAUGGGUAAUCUGAAGCUGUCGUCUCCAGUACGAGUUCCUCUGUCACCAAGAAAGAUGGAUUACAACAUAAUGUCAUCACCAGGCAAAUCUCAAGGUGGUCUGUCAUUGUUUUCCCAGGGUUCACCAGUCAAGUCCCUGUUUUCACCAACCAAUUCACUCAAAUUAGAAAAACAGGAAGCACAUGCAUACCACUUGGCUAAACAGUCAUUUCAUACAGCCAAACCAGACCGUAUUGUUGGUAGAGAAGUAGAGACUGAAACCGUGAAUCAGUUUGUCAGAGGUCAUGUGACAAAGAAAGCAGGUGGAAGUUUAUACAUAUCAGGGGCACCGGGAACAGGGAAAACAGCUGUGCUUACCCAUAUACUGGAUAAUGUUAGAGCUGCUCAUAGCUGUAAAUCUGUAUAUUUAAACUGUAUGUCAUUGAGAGACUCAGCAACAGUGUAUGGUAAAUUAUAUACAGAUCUUACAGGAAAGUCACCACCAUCAGCUAAAGACAGGCUACGUGCAGUAGAGAAAUACCUCACCACGACUGGACCAAGCAUUAUUAUGGUUUUGGAUGAGAUUGAUCAACUCGACAGUAAAAAUCAAGAAAUACUAUACACAAUCUUCGAGUGGCCAUCAUUACAGAAAUCCAGACUUGUAUUGAUUGGUAUAGCCAAUGCUUUAGAUCUAACAGAUAGGAUAUUGCCACGGUUACAGGCUAGACCUAACUGUAAACCGCAACUCUUAAACUUUGCUCCAUACAGCAAAGACCAGAUUGCAAAUAUUAUUAAAGAUAGAUUAAAAAAGAUAGAGGAACAGGGUUUGGCAGUUAUGGAACCAAGUGCUAUACAGUUCUGUGCCCGUAAAAUAUCAGCAGUGGCUGGGGACAUGAGAAAGGCUCUUGAUGUAUGUCGCCGUGCCGUAGAACUUGUGGAACAUGAAGUGAAAACACAGAAGGUCUUGUCUAGUCCUACAAAACGACCACCAGCAGUACCAAAAAAGAUUGGUGUAGUCCAGAUCAACAAAGUUUUAUCAGAGGUAUAUGGCUCCAGUUCUGUAUCCAACAGUCAAGACAGCAUUCCAUUGCAACAGAAACUAAUAGUUUGUACACUGCUGUUGAUGGUUAAACAAGGCAAGAUGAAGGAGGUCACAAUGGGCAAGGUCCAUGAUACAUACUGUAAAAUAUGCAAGAAAAGACAGAUGGCAAUAGUUGAUUACACAGAAUACCAGGGCAUUUGUAAUCUGCUGGAAACCAGAGGAAUUAUGGGUAUUAAGAAAAUUAAAGAUGGACGUCUAGCAAAGAUUGUGUUGAAACUUGAUGAAAGAGAACUGGAUCAUACUUUACAAGAUAAAAUUUUAAUGUCAUCAAUAAUGAAAGAUGGACUUCCAUGAUAUAUCCCACAAUGCAUUUGAUGUACAGGAUUAAAUGUCCACAAUGAUAUUGUAAAAAGAGAUUCAAUAGAGGAAUCGGCUUAGAAGAAAAUCCAUGGUAGAUGUUCUCUGAACAGGAACAUUUAUAAUGCUUAUUUUGUUAUAAUUGACUUAAAUGAAGAAAAAUGCAAAAAAAUAGUACAAACAAAAAAUAGUUUUACCAUAAAAAUUGCAAAAAGUUCAAACAAAAUGAAAUAGUAGUAGUAAUAGAUGAAAUUCAAGGCACACUUGAUGCAUGUGUCUUAUAAACUGAUGUACCAAAAUAUAUAAGAAUUUUUAGAAAUUCCUUUUUAUGGAUGUAGAAUUCCUUAUGCUUACAAUUGCACUUUACUUUAUAUUAUGAAGUUCACUCCAUUUUAUAACUUACAAUUCAAGCUAAACCAUUUCUAAAUGAUGCAAGUCGUGUCUAGAUUAUGCAUAUGCAAAAUGUGAAUUGCUAUAACAUUGCAAUCAUUUGUGAAACAUUAUAGUACAUUUCUUUUUUUCUUUUUUAUACAAGAGAUAUAUGUAGUUUGUAUGAUUGGUAUAAUUCCAUUUUUGAAUAUCUGAUUUUAAUGAAAAAGCUGCAACUGCUUUAAAUCUAAGGAAAAUUUUUAUUUUAAGGAUGUGCCAAUUCUUGUGACCAGAUAUUUGGUUUAAGAGUCAUUUUGAGCUUUCAUUUGAUUGUUAUACUUUGUAUAUUUGAUCCAAAGUGAAUUUAAACUGAUAGUACUAAUUUUUUGUAAAGUGAGAGACUUUUGAAGACCAAGCAAGAUUUAUUGUUCUCUACGCUUGCACCUCACAAUUAGAAUUAAAGUCUGUAAGAAUGACAUCUUGGUCCGAUGUGUUGAAAAUUAAUACUUUUGACAUGAAUGCUUUUGUCUCUAUUGUUCAGAGAAGAAAAAUUAUUAUCACAUUUUGGGCAAUACUUGUUUAAAACUAUUUAAAAAAUGAAAAAAAAAACAUCUUUCAUACCUAUAUUUUUAGGCAUAAAGUUUUAGAUAAAAUUGUACAUUCCCAAGUAUGUUAUUGAUCUUCAUAUCAUUUACAAUAAUGUUGGUGUCCUGUAUUUAGUGAAAUGGUUAAGUUCUGAAAAUUCUUGGAUUUUUUUGGCAUAACAUUUAUUGCCAUGAGAAAAAAACACUUUUGAAAAGUCUUUGGCAUUGUAAAUGAGAGAAUUGUGUAUUUGAAAAUGUACAUGUAUAUGUAUGUUUGAAUAUGAAUAUUUAUUUGAAAUGAAUGUAAUUUUUAAGGAAUAGAGAUUGAUUUUGUGUAAGUGGUUUUGUGAGGAAAGAAUCAUGUAUUUGAAUUUAUUUAAGUAUGACUUGUAAUUUUAGUACAUGUUAUUAUUUAUAAAUUGUUAAUUGGGAAGUAGUUUGUAUUUGAAAUAUGUGUAUUGUCUGUAUAGAAAAUAAGUAAACAUGACUGUUUGAUACAAGUAUUUAUUAAGAGUAGCUUCACAGAAGAAACUAUUGUUUUCAGAAUGAAUGGUGAUAAAAUUGAGUUUGAAAUACUUAAAAAUAGUAAUGAUGCCAUGUGAUAGAGUGAAAUAAUUUUACAUUGUAUGCAAGGAAUUUAAUGAUUCUUAUCAUAGAUUUUUUUUUAAUUAUUCAAGUCAUUUAUAUUAUAUUUAACAUGUUUAAAGAUACAAAUUAAUUUUUACCACCGUUUGACCAUUGAUGGAUCAAGGGUUGUUUCAUUAAUUAAUUAAUGGAAUUGAAAAUUAACAUUAGAUCACUUUUUCAACUUCUAAAAAAAACAAUUUCUAUCUUAACAAUAGAAAGUGCUGUUCAAUUGUAAAUGAAUGAAUUUUUUAUUCAAGUCUGCUGUUGAUUUUGAAAUAUAGGUAAAAAAGGUGAGAAUUGCCCAAUAUAAAUGUAUACUGAAGAUUUAUAGAGAACAUUCCUUAAAUUGUCAAAACUGUAAGUCGGGUUUGAUAGGCGGAUUUUACUAUUAUUCAUUCUGUAUAUUUCAAAAUGAAAAAAUAAUUUAUUUUUCUCUUUCAAUAUAAAGUAUUAAUGAACGGUAUAUGAUUGAUUUAAUCGUGAACUGUUGAAAGAAAUGAUUUAGCAAAUGGUAUUUGAUCAGUUUCAAAAUAAGGGAAAAAUAACUAUGAAUUGGAGUAACAUCAUGCAUCAGUUUUCCUAUUUCUGAUAAACAGACCUAUGUGUUAUCUAAAUCCUCAGUAUACCUACUGUGUAAUAUCAACCUUGAAAUUCAGAGUCGGUGGUUAUUAUUAGAUGAACCAAUUUGAUAUCGGGACUUCUCGAAAAUAGCACAAAUAACAAUAAUUAUACAGUAUUGGUUUGUCUGAUUGUUUCAUUUUUAUAUGACUGUAUUAAAUCAGUUUUUCUAUUUUCUGUAUAAUGUAAUUUUUAAAUUGAAUUGAAUUUUUAUUAAUCAAUUUUAAUGUUAAAUCAGGUGAAUUGUUAAAAUAAAAUUGUUGAAUUAAUGUUUUUUGUUGCUUUAUAUAAUUAAUAUGGUAGAACUAUUUAAAUAGUUGUUUAAAAUGCUAUUACAAAACUUGUGGAAAUAAGUAAAGCAGAAAUAGUGAUAAAAAGAGAUUUGAUUGAGAGAACAUCAUUGAGAAUGCAGUCAAAUUAAAAGUUUACCAACAAAAUUUGAGGUCACCUAACAGUGCAGUUGUCUCGUUAGCCCAAAAUAGAAGGGCGCCGCGCCCUGUGUGCCCUCAGCCGCGCCCUUCUGCCCUGACGCCUUUUUCCCCAAAACCCUUGUGCCGUUUUGGUAAAAUUGCCUUUUGUUUCAUCGAUUUCUUAUCACAAAGUUAAUAACAUAUAUGACACCAGGUGAUUGCACCCAGGUUAAUCAUGUCAUUACAAUCAAUUACAGUGGAUAAGACUUCAAAGGUGUUUAUAACUAGGUAAUUUAAUUAAGACAAUGUAUCUUUUUGUCAUAAAUUUGAUGUGUCAGCGAGUGUUUUUAGCUGAGUGUUUUUAGCUUGGGUUGGCAUUUUCGAUCUCCAAGAAGAGUGUAUAAAUGAAGACUUUCAUGACUUUAGAAUAGAAUUUAAGUCAUCAAAAUACAACUAUGCCUUCACAGAAAUGCUGUCCAUCUCAACUUGUGAGCGACAAGCAAACAGUAAACGUGUUAGAAAUUAAUUGUGGAGUUACUUCCCCUGUUUUAGCUUAUUACAAAUUUGUGCUCCUAAAAUAUUAUCUAGUAUUAAAAAUAGGAAUAAAUUACCAAUUGAAUACAAAAUUAUAUAAGAAUGUUACCUUAAGGAUAUUAACUGUCUUUGAACAUACCAAAAAAAAUAUAUUGCAAUUUAUUUUUGAUAAUCAUACUUUUAGCAAAACAUGUUCUAUACAUUGUCAAUUAAGAAAUUUAAAAGAUCAAUUGUUAUGAUAAUGUUAAGCUGCAAUCCUACAUAAAUGGGCUGUGUGAAGUUAAACUAUCAUGACAUCAACUUGAUGAAACUUUACUAAAUAAUUCCUUAACACAAACAAUGAAAAAAGUUUAGAGGGCCAAACUCUAGCUGAGAAUUUUGAAAUAAGACAACUCUGUCACAUGUAUGCUUAACUAUGAGAUGUUUAGUUUAUGUUGUUUUUUUCGGAAAAGGGGGUGAGAAUAGUUAGUUAAUUUGCCUCUAUUGGUUUAUAGUGAUGUGAUGUAUGAAUGUGUAUUGACAUGUUUUAUGAACAUGUCCUAUGAAUUACAUUUUCUAAUGCAAAUUUUAUAGAAUAAAUAAUCAAAACAACAA
This is a messenger RNA of Mytilus californianus (California mussel), 6130 nucleotides long. RefSeq names its product cell division control protein 6 homolog. Gene Ontology annotation, cellular component: nucleus. The transcript is spliced from 12 exons. The coding region runs from base 157 to 2391 and encodes 744 amino acids. NCBI's taxonomy places the organism in Eukaryota, Metazoa, Mollusca, Bivalvia, Mytilida, Mytilidae. Gene Ontology annotation, biological process: mitotic DNA replication checkpoint signaling; cell division; DNA replication initiation. Gene Ontology annotation, molecular function: DNA replication origin binding; ATP hydrolysis activity. The record is from RefSeq and is a predicted model, not a curated record.